AUGGGUAAAUCCCGGACCGACCUACCCGGCAGAGACGACGUACGGCCCACUCCAUGCUUUGGCCAUGUCAUUGGGGCAAAGCAGCCCCGCACAGUCCGCGGUCCAACAACUCGGCCCAGUCCACACCGUGGCCAUCCAGACCUAUCUCGGCUAGGUCGCAACGGCCAAAACCCCCGUUCAAGUGGCCCAGCAGGUAAGGCCGCAGAACGAAGGGGAACAAGUCCCACGGCUAGUCGCGGCCCAACAAGAGGCACCCCUUCAGGAGCUCCGAUUCGAAGACGUCCGGCGAAUGAUCGAGGACGGCCUGGCUUAGAGGCGCCCGGAAGAGCCAAGGUAUACCAAACCAUACCCGCCAGAAAUUGA
Molecule: messenger RNA, 363 nt
Organism: Prunus armeniaca (apricot)
Lineage: Eukaryota; Viridiplantae; Streptophyta; Magnoliopsida; Rosales; Rosaceae
Source: the annotation of a GenBank genome assembly